Recurvomyces mirabilis is the source of this 1128-nucleotide messenger RNA. RefSeq names its product tRNA A64-2'-O-ribosylphosphate transferase (gene RIT1). The record is from RefSeq and is a predicted model, not a curated record. Gene Ontology annotation, cellular component: cytoplasm. Gene Ontology annotation, molecular function: tRNA adenosine(64)-2'-O-ribosylphosphate transferase activity. NCBI's taxonomy places the organism in Eukaryota, Fungi, Ascomycota, Dothideomycetes, Mycosphaerellales, Teratosphaeriaceae. The coding region runs from base 1 to 1128 and encodes 375 amino acids. The transcript has 3 exons. Gene Ontology annotation, biological process: charged-tRNA amino acid modification.
AUGAACGAUGUGGGAGCUGAUGGACAUCAUGGACAGUGGGGCUUUAGUCUACGGCGGCUCAAUUUACAGGUUAUUGAUGUUGUUGCGAAGCAUGGAGGAUGUAUGAUCGUGGACUCGACUCGGCGAGGCAAAAGCAUGCCUGAUGCAUUAUCGAAGACGGUCCCGAUCUGGAUCGCGACUCUCAAUCGCUACCUCUUUCCUGAGCUCCCUACUUAUCAUGACCUUCGUACACCAUCCAGUUUCGUCUCGUCAUCAGAGCAUGCACAGAUCGAAGCAAGACUGCCAGGCUUCGUGCAGGAUCUCAGUAGUCUGAAGAUCGAUUGUGAGGGCCUGCGCAAGCUGCUGUCCAAGCCAAUGCAAUCUAUUUGGAUCACUCCAGAGGACGAGCCCACCUUCACUCCCCUCGAGGUCACCGACACCCAUCACAAUAUCGUCUUGUGCACAGCCUCCAGUGCCUCUAGUCAAGCAAUGCAUCACUCAUCAGGCUACGUCCAGGGUGCAGCAGAUGAUAGCGAGACCUGGGCGUGUGGCCUCGACGCCCAGACGUACUGGAUGUGGGGCAGUGAGCUCUUACACAAGCCGGAGGAAGAUAUGCCGUCCAUCAUCAGGGCGAUGGUAGCGAGCCGCAUGAAGGUCGCUUCGCGCAAGCCAGUGUUAGUACGGCCCACCACCAAUAUCUGGAUAGCGAAUAAUGCUGCUGUCGAGGAGAACUCGAAGGAUUACGACAUUGUCGUGCAAUGCGGUACAACUGCAAAUUCUAGUCUUGCCGAUAUGCUGGGCACGCGGUACAUCCAUCUUGCCUGCGAUACGGGCAAGAAUGGUAGCCGUCAAGUCAGACCGCAGUUGGCGAAGCUAGAGGUCCUGCCAAAACUGCUAAAGGAGGGUGGAAAUAUUCUCGUGACCUGCGCAACAGGCAAGGAUCUCGCAGUCGGCGUGGCUCUCGCCAUGAUAUGCCGGCUGUGUGAUGAUUCCGGCAAGCUCGAUCUACCUUCCCAAGGCUUCGAGGAAGUGCGCGUGCUGAACAAAGCACUGAUCAAGCAGCGUCUGAGCUGGAUCAUGGUUUCCAUGCCGGAUGCCGCGCCUAGUCGGGCCACUCUGCAGAGUGUGAAUUCGUACCUCAUGGGCUGA